This is a messenger RNA of Clarias gariepinus (North African catfish), 4203 nucleotides long. RefSeq names its product trafficking protein, kinesin binding 2 (gene trak2). The record is from RefSeq and is a predicted model, not a curated record. Lineage: Eukaryota; Metazoa; Chordata; Actinopteri; Siluriformes; Clariidae. Gene Ontology annotation, biological process: neurogenesis; anterograde axonal transport of mitochondrion. The coding region runs from base 243 to 3098 and encodes 951 amino acids. Gene Ontology annotation, molecular function: GABA receptor binding. Gene Ontology annotation, cellular component: dendrite. The transcript has 17 exons.
CUUGGGCGUGCAGCGGGCGCAGUAAUGGGAAAACGACGCCCGGUAGGAACUAAAGCUGAUUUGGGGGAAAUGAAGACGCGUCUCACUUCAUCUGGCACAGAGCUCUCACUGAACUCCUGACUCAGGUGAACGAGUGUGUGUACGCAGGGCAGGAUGUGAGGUCAUGAUUCAUCUUUUCUCACCGUCCUGCACCAGGGUGUGAAUGAGGAGCCCCGCCCCUCUCCACCUGACAGCCAAUCAGGAUGCUCGAGGUGAAGCAUAUGAGCGCGGAGAAGAAGGAGACGGCCGUGGGAACAGAUGAAGGCUGUAGUGUGUGUGUGAGCAGCGCAGACCCUGUAUACGUGUACGAGACUCAGGACUGGAUGAUUUCUCCCGAUUGCUCUCCGGAUGAUCACAGCUCCAUCUCUCCACUGCUGGCCGAGGAGACGUUUCGUUACAUGACUUUUCUCGCCAUGGAGCCCUCCUCCUCCUCCUCCUCCUCUCUCCCCCGCUCUCACACUUUUUCCAAAGUUCUUACCUCUGACCGGGUGGAGCAGAUGACCAAAACCUACAAUGACAUCGAGGUGGUCACACACCUGCUGGCCGAGCGGGAUCGGGACCUGGAGCUGGCUGCUCGGAUUGGUCAGUCUCUGCUGCACAGGAACCAUGUCCUACAGGAGCGCAACGAAUCACUGGAGGAGCAGCUCACACAGACGCUGGAUCAGGUCCACCAGUUGCAGCAUGAGCUGAUGAAGAAGGACGAGCUUUUGCGGAUGGUGUCGAGUGUGAGUGAAGAGAGUGAGACAGACUCCAGCUCUUCUCCAUCGCUCCCCCGCGCUCCCUCUAAUCACACACUCACACACUCACUAACACUCAGCCAACUUGACCUGCUGCAGGGCAAACUGCAGGAACUCGAAGAGGAGAACCUCAAACUACGGGUAGAGGCGAGUCAGCUGAAGAAGGACACCAUCACGUACGAGGAGAAGGAACAGCAGCUGGUCAGCGAUUGUGUUAAAGAGCUUCGUGAGUCGAACUCUCAGAUGGUGAAUCUGACUGAAGAACUUUCUCAAAAGAAUGAGGAUCUCAUGAAACAGCAGGAGGAAAUCUCCCAACUUCUGUCACAGAUAGUGGAGCUGCAACAGCGCCUCAAACAGCUGGCACUGGAGAAAGAAGAGCUCAGGAUUCAUCUACAAGCUUCGAAGGAUGCACAGCGACAGCUAACGGCUGAGUUAAAUGAGCUGGCCGACAGGAACGCGGAGUGUGUUGGGAUGCUGCAUGAGUCGCAGAAAGAGGUAAAGGAGCUGCGCAGUAAGAACACACCGUCCACGGGUCUGCGCAGACAUCUCUCACACAACGUCUACCCCAUGGAGUGUCUGGCGGCUGAGAUUGAAGGCACUAUGAGAAGGGAGUUGAGUGUAGAGGAAGAGAUCGCUUUUCAGGACCAGAGGUCAAGCAACAAGCGCGUGUUUCAGACAGUCAGGUCAGCGAAUGAGUCAAUAACACGGGGAGCAGAAUCGGCAACGCCUCCUAUUCCUGGGUCCGGGCGCUCAAGCGUGGUGAUGACGUCGCAGCCGUUUCACUCCACCACACACACCCCAGACACCCAGCACGGCACGGACAACAGUGUCUGCACGGGCCGUCCCGGCUCUCCUGGAGGAAGUGACCUCGUCUCUGCGCUGCGUCGCCUCACUCUGAGGAGGCAGAACUUCCUGUCUGAGCGUCAAUACUUUCAGACCGAGCGGAACAGGAAGCUGUCGGAAGGGGCGGAGUCAGAGUGUGGCGGGAGUGGCUACAGCUCUCCACUGGGAAGCGUACGCUCGUCCUUCAGCAACCUCUCCGAGUUCUCGUUGUCCUCCGGGUGCUUUAAGACAUUUUUGCCUGAGAAGCUGCAGAUCGUAAAGCCCAUGGAAGGCUCUUUGACCCUGCAUCACUGGCAGCAGCUGGCGAAGCCUCACUUGGCCUCCAUCCUUGACCUGCACCCGGGCGUGGUCACCAAGGGCUUUAGGCCCCUCCCCCAUGAUGCCGUGUAUCAUCUCAGCGACCUGGAGGAGGACGAGGAGAACCAUGGACGCGCAGUGCCAUGGUUAGACAAGGGACGAGAUGAGAGGAGAACCGGAGACGAGGGUGAAGACGAAGGGAUCACUUUCAACGUGCACUCAUCCUCCACUCCCGAGCAAAGGAAAGAGAAGAAUGUUUUCACGCCACUCAAAGCCCCGCCUCUUUCGCCACCUCUUAGAGCAUCGCCUGCAUCACAGGCUGCACCCGUGACCUUCGACACGUUGGUAAAAGCAGCAGCAGGGUACACGGCGCUUCCAGGGUCACAGUCAAGCCUGAGUGCUGCUGCUACUACUACUACUACUACUUCUACUUCUACUACAGCGCCCUCUAUAGCAGUAAACCCGGGGAAGUGUCAGAGCUCCACCUUCUCCACCUACACCUUCACCACCUGCCGCAUCCUGCACCCCAGUGAUGUCACGCAGGUCACACCCAGCUGUGCGUCCACGCCGAGUUCUCUCCGCUCCGUCCCCUCGACUCCGGUGACCCCCUGCAGGUUGAAUCUUGGUGACUCGUGCUCUCCACGUCGCAUCGCAGCGCCCCCUGCUGGUCUGGCUAAGCUCCUGUUGGAGAAAGGCAUCUCCGCACAGAAAGUCCCUGCUCCCUCCAAACUGCCCCAGUCCCUGCGCCUGCUCCCCACUACCCCUCCUAACUCCCCCUGCCCCUCCCCCGUACCCUUUGACGCAACCUCCACACUUCCCGACAACUUCCUGGCGUCGCGGCCAGCCGAGCUCUUCCUGCAGGACGUGUACGGCGUGAAGCCCGAUCUCGUCGAGCGUCUGCGCAAGCUCGGAUUGGACAAAAACGUCAUUGGGACCGACCCGGACGCCGCUUCCCGGACAUCCACCCUGUUACCGACAGGCGGAGGAAGCUUAUUGGUGGGUCUGAGGCGGAACCAAAGCCUGCCCGCUAUGGUCGGUCAGCGCAGCCCGUCAUACCCUGCUCCGCCGCCUCACCCCACCUCGCUUGCUCUUCCUACGCCACCCUGGGGUAACUUGAAACCACGCCCUACUCAUAGACACGCCUCUCUUUCUCAAGCUCCUUCUAUUUUACAUGAGCAUUAAGAAGGGAAGAGAAUUGUAUUUCGUUGAUGUGGCCUAAGAGACGGUAUGAAUAAAACACUGACUUUUUUUUUUUUUUUUGCUUUCGCUUGCCUUCCUACGAACUAAUAACAGUUUAAAAGAAGACGUGAUGGCUGGUCUUUGUUUUAAAAAGCACAGUUAUGUAAAUAGUUGUAAGUAUCACCUGGAAUGAUUGCGUGUCCCGACCUGGGUCAACAAGGGUGGAGCUUAAGGGGCGGAGCUUAAAUUUGUCCUCAAUUGUCAAUUUAAUACAAAUUGGAAAUACCACAUGAUCUAGUAGGAUGUGAACCGUUAACUAUCUUGCUAGCAAACGCUACAACGUGGUGAUAGACUAGCCAACCCAAGAGUUAUAGUUUUUCCUGCGGUGUUGUCUUGGUAAACCCUGGCUACAUGACUAGCUAUAUAUUAUGAUAUAGGAGACGGUUAUGUCAGCUAAUAUUAGAACAGUUCUGUCCUCACCUAGCUGCCUACUGUAGAUUAGCAAAUUAGACUCGAGUACGAAAUGAAAACACACCCGGGUUGACUCAGGAACGACAACGUCCAGGAUCCACCGAUCAUCAGAUAUGACCGUUUUUUUGCGUCCAACGUUCACGCUGUCCAGCGUCUCAGCCUUUAACCUCUGUCGUAGUCACGCUUGUCUGGUGAUCAUCGAGGCUCUGCAGGUCCUGAAAGGUGACAGAAUGUCUAGCAAGGAUUCGGCACGUAGGGUGAAGUGAUUUUUAAAGAAAGUCUGUACUAGCACGUGGAUUUAUUUGAGCGUAGAGGGUUUGUAGUAAGUCGAACAGAAAGCAAGAUGAAUGAGGGCUAUGAAAGUGAUGAAAGAUGUGAUUCGAAAGUAGAAUAAGAGAAAAUAGGAAUUAAUGAAAUGAUGAUCGUGCAGAGCCUCAGAAAGGGAAAAAAAAUGUCCUGGUCAACACUAAGUAUUAGCUUUCGUCAGACGUAUCGCUGCAUCUACAUCUCCUUAUACAGCAUGCAUGAUCUUUAUAGUUAUAUCUCCUAAAGUGCAUUUAACAGCAGGUUUCAUGAUACUUAUUCUAUUACCGGAUUUAUAGGUGCGUUAGGUAAGUCCUUUUAAAAAAAAUAAAAA